Molecule: messenger RNA, 1279 nt
Organism: Oppiella nova
Lineage: Eukaryota; Metazoa; Arthropoda; Arachnida; Sarcoptiformes; Oppiidae
Source: the annotation of a GenBank genome assembly
CACCGUUUGUGUCUGUCGUCUGGAAAUUGAGACAAAAUAUUGAAUACAAAAGUGUUUUUUGAAUACAAUUUGUAAACCAUUUACUGAUUGUUUGCCCACUUUUUGGUCUCAAACACACACUUCACACAACUUUCCCAUACAUUUCCUCUCAUUUGUCAUUCAAUUGCAAUUCAAUUCACAGUUUGUUUUGUCCGACGAAACCAUUAGUCAUAUAAAGCGAUACAAAAUGUUUACAAAAUAUUUAUUAUUUGUUUUGUCAUUAAAUGUGAUUAUAAUUAGUAUUAACUGCGAGACUAAGGGUGCCAUUGGUUUGGAUUCAUUGACUUUCGAUAAGGUUGUGUCCAAAUUCAAGGCAUCGUUGGUUCGCUUCGAUACGGCCUAUCCUUACGGCGAGAAACAGGACGAAUGGGUCAAAGUUGCCGCCGAUCUCAAGGCCACUCCCGACCUACUCGUGGCCGACGUCGGGAUCAGGGAUUACGGCGAGAAGGAGAACCAGGAUCUCGCCGACAGGUAUGCCAUCAAAAAGGACGACUUCCCGGUCGUCAAGCUCUUCCUGAACGGCGAUCUCGAGAAGGCGAUCACCUUUGAGGACAAGGAGUUCAAAGCGGACCGAAUCAAGGCAUUCGUGAGGGCGAAGGCGGGCAUCAAAAUCCUGUUGGACUCGUGUCUCGAAGAGUUCGACGCAUUGGCCGCCAAAUUCACGGCCGAAAAGGUGACGAAAGACAAGCAGAAGAAGGUGUUGGAGUCGGCGAAGAAGGCCGCGGACGCUGUCGCCAAAGAGGCGGACAAGAAGUCGGCCAACAUUUACGUGAAGAUCAUGGAGAAGGCGCUCGAGAGGGGAGUCGUCUUCUACGAGAGUGAGAAGGCGAGGGUUCAGAACCUGUUGUCCGGAAAGGUGUCCGACGCCAAGAAGAAGGAACUCCUCGGAAGGCUUAAUAUAAUCGAGAGCUUCAUCACUACCGGUGCCGCCAAAGAUGAGCUCUGAGUGUCGCCCACUUUUUGGCCAUACUUUUCAUAUACGAGUCUUUUUCUAGUAUUUUGUGAUAAGAUUUUAAAUUAAAUGCAAUUUUUUUUAAUUUCAAAUUUAAGUCCAAUUUUUUGAGAAUCAUUUCAUAUUUUUUUUCUAAGAGUUAUCAUUAAUUUGCGUUUAUUUGUAUCUAAAAUAUUUAUUUUUUACUGUUUUGUCGAUUCCAUACUCUUUUCUAUGUUUUCUAAAGUCUACUGUUUUUACAGUUAAUUGUACUUUUUUUUAUUUAAUAAGGUUUUGUCCUAAAAUAUG